Messenger RNA from Symbiodinium sp. CCMP2592, 2616 nucleotides. The record is from the annotation of a GenBank genome assembly. NCBI's taxonomy places the organism in Eukaryota, Dinophyceae, Suessiales, Symbiodiniaceae.
AUGAUGGACCAGGUGUCGAGCUGGUCGGCGAGUGUGACAGAGGCCUUGGCCAACAAGGACUAUGCAGCCUCAGCUUGGGGUGGCUUUGAGACAUAUAUGAACUCUUUCGAUCAAGGUCUCCUUGCGUUGGCGGCACUGGUGAUAGGUGCGAGCUUCGUCGCGCGUGGCUUUGCCAUCAUGAAGCCCUUGAGUGUGCUCACUUUUGCCGGUGGACUUGCUGCGCACACUAGCAUAGUAGCGCUGCAUGAAGGACAAGGCCUUGCAGGCGGCGUAUCGGCCAUCGUAGUUGGCCUGUGUGGUGUGAUCUUCGCACAUCGAGUUUAUCCGCUCUUUGUCUUCUUCCUUGGAUGCGUGCUCGGAGGCGGUGCCACUUUCCUCUGCCGGAGCUCCCUUGGCUUGGCCGGUACUCCUACCGCUCUGAUCGGCUUGAUGAUGCUCCUCUCGGUCUUUGCUGGCCUGGUCAGAAUCCAAGAAAAGGGUCAGAAGUGCGAGUCUGCGCCGUCAAUCCGGAUCACGGACUUUGGCGCAGUGGCUAAGUGCUUGCAGUCAUUUUGUGGAGUGUGGCGAGCGUACUUUCUACCCACGGAGGACGUAUGGGACUCCAUCCACGAACGUGGAAAAGGGCUGGCUGGAGGAAUCUGGGGGUACAACCAAAGCAAGCUUGAAAACUACACGAUGAUGAGAUACUUGUACGAGAAGCCCUACGAGUCCAUUUGGGAUGUUUCGUGCAAUGUUGGUUUUAUGCUGGCCAGCUUGUUGAAGAGGCAUCCCGGAGCAAAGCACUACGGUACAGACAUCAGCAAUGUCAUGGUUGCGGCGACCCGUGAGAACUGUCCCAGCUGUAUUGCGACACAGUUCGACCUGGGCAACCUAGUGAAUCCCGCUGUCUCCCCGCAAGAUGUGGUGUAUUCAGCAUGGCAUCAAGAAGAUGCUCCGCGCUUCUUUGAUGUAAUCCUGGUCUCUGAUGUCCUCCUGUUUAUACGCUGGGGUGGGAUACCCCCUAUCUUGCUGCGAUGCAGCUGCUGCUGCUCCAUGUUUCGGAAAUGGGCCCUGCCAUCGCAGCGCACUUUCAUCAAGAACAUUGCCAGCCUGGCAAGGGAUGAGGUGGUUUUCUCAUACAACCAGGGCAACAUCAUUGUUUCGACCAUGAUGCAAGAGCUUGGAAUCGAGUUUGAUAAAAAGCACUCCAUCUACAAGGCGCGCCGCGCCACCCUCCAGGGUGAAGUCAAGAGACAGGCCGGCGAGGCGAACUGGCUGGAUUUUGCGAAGAUCUCCCUCUAUCCAGCCGAUGUGGUUUCCGACCCGCUUGAACUCUUCUUUGUGGUAGCCUGGGGCAUUGCGUCUUGCUUGGGAUGGUAUGCACAGCUCUUCGCCGUCGCUGCCGGGGUGGAUCCAUUGGCCUUGCCGGACAGCGCGGCCUUCCGCUUGAAACAGCUGGAGAAGUAUUUGCCGUGGUUCUUCGACAAUGGCCAGGAGUUCGCAACCAAGAUCCUGCCACAAAGGCUAUCACAGGAAAGUAUGCCAUUCCUGCCGAAAGAGGAAGUGGAGAUGGAUGAUCUUUCGGAGAAGACACCGAACUACAAGCCAGAAGGGGUGCUUGCGGCAAUGGUGUUCAGUGUGCUGCUGCUCAAUUUUUUCAUGCUCGGAAAGCCGCUGCUGUUCUUGGGCCACGUGGUGCUGAUGGCCGCGGCCUUCCAAGCUUUCCUGACCGCCGGUCUUAUGAGCUACGCAUCACCGAACCGGAUGUUGCCUGGGCUUUCGGGAUCCAAUUCGCCUCUGCUGCGCCACUUCACGCAUGCAACGUUCAACAUUUUGGUGCUCUUCUGCUCUAUCGGUGGCUUUCUCUGCAUGUACGGGAGCCGCUUCCUGGCCCACAAGACCCCUGCUCCCCUGUCGAAGUCCUCUUGGAUCGGGACUCUGCACGUGUGGACGGGAUAUGUCACACUGGCGCUGCUCUUUGUGAUGACAUUCUCGGGAGCUGCCAAGAUGUUUGCAGGACUUACAUCCGGCAGUGCUGAUGAUGUGGCGAAAUUCCAUUCGCACUUGGGCAAAACCCUUUAUGGUUUUGCGGGGGUCAGUCAGGUCCUGGGCUACUUCAUGCCGGAGCUACUGCCACUCUGGGGGUCUCUUCUGCUCUCUGUGAUCCUCAUCGCCUCGACAUCAGCCACGAUCUUCUUCCUGAACGGUCGCAGUCCUGAAGUCGUCAAGCGCAUGAAGAGGUUCGACAACGGAUCCAACGAGGUGCAGGUUUCCUGGGAGCCAGCUCGGGAGGCCUCCUUGAAAGUGGCCAUGCCCACCUACCGUCCGGCCAUCUCCAGCGCAGCAACGACACGGAUCGAGAGCUUGCGGACCAUCACGCGGCGCAAUUCCUCCAUCACUAGCAUGGGGGCAGGUGUAUUGACAGGACUGGUCGGACGACGCAGCAGCCGGACCAAGAGUUUCGACUGGGAUGCCGUUCUGGAAGCCUUCGAGGUCCAGGAUCGAAAGGCCACCGCGGCGCUGUACUUCACGCACUGGCACAGGCAGACUCAGUCCAGCAUGAUUGCCAAAGCGCAAGCUGAGCUCCAGGGUUCCAACAACCUGGUGAACUUCCUCUCCUCGGCGCUCGCAACUUGA